AUGAAAGAGCAUGCAAUAUUUGAAGAGACAGUCUCAAGCGAAAAAUUAAAAAUGAAAUACGAGAAGACUGAAGAUCAAGUUGGCGACAUAUUCACUGAUGGGCUAAAACGUGCAAAGUUUGAAGAUUUUAAAAAGCGACUUGAUGAUUUUCAAACGUUCAAUGAUUCAUCUCUUAAGUUUAAGAAUUCGCAGGAUACAGAUAUCAGUUUUAUUGAUCUACAGUCACCACGGCAGAAAAUGCAGACGGAUGAACGUCGACCUCAAGAAGCAGUCACCACGGCAGAAAAUGCACCAUCUAGGGGAAAAACCGCGCAGUCUGGGGGUUCGCAGUAUAAAGGUGUUAGAAGGAGGCCAUGGGGCAAAUACGCGGCGAAAAUUAGAGAUCUGAAGAGACAGGGAGCUAGAAUUUGGCUUGGUACCUACGAGACACCAGAAGAUGCGGUGUUGGCUUAUGAUAGAGCUGCUGUUAAAAUGCGCGGUUCUAAAGCUUAG
Molecule: messenger RNA, 492 nt
Organism: Mercurialis annua (annual mercury)
Lineage: Eukaryota; Viridiplantae; Streptophyta; Magnoliopsida; Malpighiales; Euphorbiaceae
Product: ethylene-responsive transcription factor 1-like
Exons: 2
Coding region: 1-492 (163 amino acids)
Biological process (GO): ethylene-activated signaling pathway; regulation of DNA-templated transcription
Molecular function (GO): DNA-binding transcription factor activity; DNA binding
Source: RefSeq, a predicted model, not a curated record